Messenger RNA from Argentina anserina (silverweed cinquefoil), 1046 nucleotides. Its product is annotated as PRA1 family protein D-like. Gene Ontology annotation, cellular component: Golgi apparatus; endoplasmic reticulum. The record is from RefSeq and is a predicted model, not a curated record. Gene Ontology annotation, biological process: vesicle-mediated transport. NCBI's taxonomy places the organism in Eukaryota, Viridiplantae, Streptophyta, Magnoliopsida, Rosales, Rosaceae. The coding region runs from base 181 to 720 and encodes 179 amino acids. The transcript is spliced from 2 exons.
ACUUGAAGUUCAACGGAGUUCUCAACAUCACCACUCUGACAUAGAAACCAAAGAAAACCCCCCAAAACUCUCAUUUCUUCCCCCAAAAUCAAAUCUUGACAAUCACCCAUCUCAUUUCUCCACACCAAAAUCAAAUCUUUCCCGCUCUCCACACCCCAAAAUCCAAUCUUUACACCCAGAAUGUCCGCCGGAAUCAUGACCCGGUUCAAAGAAGCCGGCCAAUCGGCCAUGUCCGCCCACCGCCCCUGGUCCGAAUUCUUCGACCUCUCCGCCCUCAGCCUCCCCCCAAACUCCUCCGAAUCCACGACCCGGCUCCUCCAGAACUUGACCCAUUUCCGGUCAAACUACGCCAUGGCCGUCUUGGUCGUCCUCUUCCUCAGCCUCGUCUACCACCCUCUCUCCCUCCUCGUCUUCCUCGCCGUCUUCGCCGCCUGGGUCCUCCUCUACUUCUCCCGCGAGGACGACUUGGAGGUCUUCGGGCUCCCGGUCCCGGAGCGGGUCGUGAUGGCGGUUCUGGGAGUGGUGACGGUGGUGGCGCUGGUGCUGACGCACGUGUGGCUAAACGUCGUCGUUUCCGGGGCGGUUGGGGUCGUUUUGGUUGGGGUUCAUGCGGUGUUUAGGGGCACGGAGGAUCUUGUGAUGGAGGAUAAGGAGUCGCCUUAUGGGGCUCUGCUUUCGGAGGAUGAUCCUGAUUCGCAUGGGAACUACACCAUUAUGUGAAAAUGGUACCUUGGUUGGAUGCAGUCAUGCAGAUAUACUUUUAAUGAACAAAUUUCUGACGUUAGCUUCUGGAGUCUGCGACUGUGUAGACAUCUUUCUCAGAUUUGUUUGCCUAUUCAAUCAUGUUCGUUUUUAGUGCUAUAGGCAGAAACUUGUAUAUACCAUUGUUCUCUCAUGGCAAAUCGUAAAUGUGGAGCAAACAGGACACAUUGCAACUGCAAUUUUGUAGUGAUCAUGUCUGCGGUGCUAAUAUUCUUAAGUGGUGUAUGCCUUGAUUGCUAUCUGAUUUUAAUGGAAAUUUAAGAAAAGUCGUCAGUUUGUGUGAA